Sphaeramia orbicularis (orbiculate cardinalfish) is the source of this 963-nucleotide messenger RNA. It is a transcript of the gene lto1, whose product is annotated as LTO1 maturation factor of ABCE1. The transcript has 5 exons. The record is from RefSeq and is a predicted model, not a curated record. Bases 119 to 544 code for a protein of 141 amino acids. Lineage: Eukaryota; Metazoa; Chordata; Actinopteri; Kurtiformes; Apogonidae.
UUACAUCCAUGGUAAAGGUUAGCUAACCAUUAGCAGCCUGAGAGUCCAUAUCUGUCGCCGGAGUGUCUCAAACACCUGGUUUUAGAGACUUAGAGGGAACUAAACCUGUGAUUUAGAGAUGGCUGGGGGGUCUGGGAAAGAGGAUUUGUUUGACAAUAUUCUCAUGGCGGAUGAAAAGUUCCGCGGUGAGGGUUUCCGGGAGGGUUAUGAGAGAGGGACCCGCCGUGGGUUCCAGAAUGGGCGCAGACACGGAGCCUCCCACGGAGCCAAGCUGUCCACAGAGGUUUCAUUUUAUUAUGGGUUUGCCACAACUUGGAAUUGCCUCCUACAUAAUAAUACGGAUCCCAAAUCAAGAAAACGUGUGAAAGCACUGGAGACUCUCCUGGAUUUGAUCCAGAACUGUCCUUUAGAUGAUCCACAGUCUACAAAGCUACAGGACGACAUGGAGAAGCUUCGAUCCAAGUUCAGACAGAUCUGCUCCAUGUUGAAUGUACCGACUGACUUUAGGGAUUAUGUGAAAACCGCUGAGGGGACCUCUUUCUGAAACUGUCUUCAUCAUGAGGAUGAGCUGAGUCGAGUCCUGUGUGAACAGGACAGAGUGUCAGAGCUGCGACAGGGCUGCCCGUCAACCCCAUGAGCAGCGGCUGGUGAUUGGUCUGCGGUGGAGUGUGAAGCAGUGACUGCCAUUUUGAGAAAGUUAUAUUCUUUCUUCACAUUAUGGUUGGACAUCCUGUCAUGAAAUGUCACCUGAGAAGCUGAAAGAGGUUACAGGCCUCAUUACAGUAUAGGAGGAGAGAACUGUGGUCACUGUUUAGAUGAGUGUGGAUCUGAGCCAAAUGGAGCUGUCAGGACGGACUGAUUUAAUUAUUAACAAGCCAGAAACAAUGGAAAGUACAAACUUGUGUUUCUCUACAAGUGGAUUGAGUGAGUGAUAAGUAAUAAAUGGACUGUUUGCAAUUUUGA